AUGAAAAAAACAAUUAAAAAUGAAGAACCUUUAAGAGAAAAAUUAUCCUAAACAAUGUUUAAAGGAAGCAGUGAUAACAAUCAACCUAUCUUAAUAAAAGGAUUGGGUUAAGAAUUCUCAACAAACAUUCUUGAAAACAUUUAAAGAACUCAUUCUUUCUCCAAACCAUUUCAACAAGCACCAAAAGAGGAUAGUUAAAAUUAGCCAAAGACACCAACAAUGAAAAAUGACAUAGGAAUGAUUUAAUCAAUACAUAUUAAGAAACCACCAAAGUCUGUCUUGAAAAUUUCAAGGUUUGUUGGAGAUGCGAAAUGGCCAUUUUUUAGAGUUAAGAAAGAUGAAACUGUAAAGCAAUUUUGGAAUAGAAGGACUUAACAAGAUCAUCAUAGAAAUUGGAAUAGUGAAGGGUAUUUGUUUGAAGGCAUAAUGCUUAGGAUUGGGAGAAAGAAAAAAAGCGUAAAAGGAUAUUAUUUUAAACUGACUUAUUCUGGGAUGCUGAUGUAUUUCAAAAAAGAGUCAGACAAAGAGCCGAAAGGUUUCGUGUAAUUGAGUAUGGAAAGCAGAGUUAUAAUCUCGUAUCAAAAAACUAAGAAAGGAUUGAAUGUGCCAGUCUUAUACAUAGAGAGAGUAGAGGGAAUUGGAAUAACCAUAUUUGAUCAUUAAAUCGAAUAGACUCUAAAAUUGUGUGAAGCACUCUAAGAAUUUUGUUUGAUGAGAGGAUAUGAUAGUGUGUACACCUAAAUAGAUACACUGGGAAAUGGGGCAUUUGCUACUGUGUUCAAGGUAUAACGAAAGAGAGACGAAUAGCAGUUUGCUGCCAAAGUCAUUUAUAGAAAUAUGUUCGAUGAAAAUAAACACAAAGAUAAAUUUAUAUAAAUGGUAUACAACGAAGUUAUAGCUUUGAAAACAUUAAGUCAUCCAGGAAUCGAGUAGAUCUACGAAGUUUAUUAGGAAAAAGAUAAAUUAGUUAUCAUCAUUGAAUAUUGUUAAGGAGGAACUCUUUAUCAAUUUUAUAAAUCCAAAGGGAAAUUAUCAGAAAAACAAAUUGCUUAGUUGAUUAAAGGGAUUUUGGAUGCUCUUUUUGAAAUGCAUUCGAAUGGAUUUGUCCAUCGAGAUCUGAAGUUGGAGAAUAUCAUGUUGGAAUCCAAGGAGCAUAUGCAAAUUAAAUUGGUUGAUUUUGGGUUUGCUGAAGAAAUUAAUGAAAAAGAGUUGAUAAGCAAAGCAGGCACACCUGGGUUCUUAGCACCAGAAAUCUUCCGUGGGUAUCCUUAUACAUAGAAAGGAGAUGUGUUUAGUGCAGGUUGUGUUUUAUACAUAUUGACAGCAGGAUAUGCUCCUUUCAGAGGUAAACCAAGUUAAAUUCAAUUGUUGAAUUCCAAGGGAUAAGUUAAUUAUGAGAAAUCUCCUUGGCCUGAUGUUAGCGUUGAGUUAAAGAGUCUUGUUAAGAAGAUGUUAGAACCAAAAUAAGAGGAUAGAUUCACUACUUUAGAGGCAUUGGAAUCCUCGUUUAUUUCUCAUUAUACAAAAAUAACCUCGGAAACCAAUUAUAAAUCAUUCUAGAUGGUUUCGGGGUUGGACUUUCACAACAAAUAAUCUGUCAAGAGUAUCAAGAAUUCUGAAUCUAAUGGUUCUAAAUAAAGUAAAGAAUUUCAGUUAGAUUUCUCCAUACAUACCAAUGACAUUAAGUCACUUUAUUAAAAAAACUCUAUUAAGACUCUUUAAUCCUAAAGGUCAGGCAGAGGAACUAUAAAACAAAGUAUGAUCCUUAAACAAUCCAUAUCUGUUCCAAAGGAUGCCAUUAUUGAGCAAUAUCAAUAAAAGAGGAAGCAAAGCCAUCCAGAUAGAGCAAGUUGCAAAGAUUCCGAUAAUGAUAUUGAUUCUUUUGGAGAACUGCUUAAAUUACAAUCGAUGAAAUUCACCACAUUCGAGGAUUUUGAUGCUCUAAAUUUUUCAUAAAUCAACUUCUUAACAGAAACAGGCUAGGUAUUCAAUAAGAUUAAAAGACCAUGGUGA
Messenger RNA from Paramecium tetraurelia, 2013 nucleotides. RefSeq lists its product as uncharacterized. The record is from RefSeq and is a predicted model, not a curated record. The transcript has 5 exons. Gene Ontology annotation, molecular function: protein kinase activity; ATP binding. NCBI's taxonomy places the organism in Eukaryota, Ciliophora, Oligohymenophorea, Peniculida, Parameciidae. Gene Ontology annotation, biological process: protein phosphorylation.